AUGGCCAACCAUAGAGAUCGCUACGGAACAACCCCAAUCUUUGCCGCUGCUAGGAACGGCCACCGACGCGUGGUGGAGCUUUUAAUCGAGGCAGGGUACGCAAACUUUGAGGAGAGAGACUUCCUGGGCGCCACACUCUUUGCCUCGGCGCAAAGAUCGAAGAAGAAGCAGUUUGUCAAAUUCCUCAAGAGAUACACUCAA
Molecule: messenger RNA, 201 nt
Organism: Trichoderma asperellum CBS 433.97
Lineage: Eukaryota; Fungi; Ascomycota; Sordariomycetes; Hypocreales; Hypocreaceae
Source: RefSeq, a predicted model, not a curated record